CAUUGUUCUUUCCCUCCGCCGUGACUCGAUCAAGAUGCCCACCGUCGCUGUUGACAAGGAAGACCUAUGGGAGCGUCUGGGGCAGAAGUACUCAUCUGACGAGUUUGACAAACUAUGCUUCGACUACGGCCUGGAAUUAGACGAAGAUACCACGGAGGAGGUAGAAGAGCUCAAGAAGAAGGGGCUACCCGCGGAACGUCCACAACUCAAAAUCGAGGUCCCAGCCAACAGAUAUGAUCUGCUGUGUAUAGAAGGGUUGGCCCGCGCACUUCGCGUCUUCCUGGGGAAGGAGGAGCCGCCGCGGUACAAGCUCGUCCAUCCUGCGGGUGGAGACUCUGCCCUGGUAACGGUUAAUGUGGACAAGGAGACUGCGAAGAUUCGUCCCUACUUCGCAUCAGCGAUCCUCCGCAACGUCAAGUUCACCGAGCGAUCGUACCAAUCCUUCAUCGAAUUGCAGGACAAGUUACACCAAAAUAUUUGCCGGAGAAGACAACUUGUUGCCAUCGGUACCCACGAUCUCGAUACCUUGAAGGGACCCUUCCGCUAUGAAGCGCGCCCACCGAAGGACAUCAAGUUCGUUCCCCUCAACAAGGACAAGGAGUACACGGCGGAGGAGCUCAUGACGGUGUACGAGAAAGAGAAGCACCUCGCAAAAUACCUGCCCAUCAUCCGCGACUCGCCUGUCUACCCCAUCAUCUACGACGCUGAAGAUCGGGUAGCGUCUAUGCCCCCCAUCAUCAACUCCGAGCACAGCAAGAUCACUCUGAACACGCGUAAUGUGUUCAUCGACGUGACAGCCACCGACCAAACGAAGCUGAACAUCGUCGUGAACAUCGUCGCCACUAUGUUCUCAGAAUACUGCGCGGAGCCCUACACGAUCGAGCCCGUCAAGGUCGUCAUGCCCGACGGCAAGGCGCACAUCUUCCCCAACCUCACCGAGCGCCCCACCUCCGCCCACGCCUCCUACGUCAACUCAUGUACCGGCCUCGACCUCAAUGCACCGCAAGUGGCCUACCUGCUGAAGAAGAUGUCGCUCUACCCCACCCUCUCGGAAAACAAUCCCGACGAGGUCCUGCUCAACAUCCCUGUCACGCGGCCAGAUAUCCUGCACGAGUGCGAUGUUAUGGAGGACGCGGCAAUUGCGUAUGGCUUCAACAACCUGCCGCACAAGUUCCCGCGAACGAGCACUGUCGCGCAGCCGCUUGCCAUUGGGAAGCUGAGCGAUGUCAUCCGUCGCGAGUGGGCGCUCGCGGGUUGGGUUGAGGCACUCCCCCUGAUCCUCUGCUCUCACGAAGAGAACUUUGAAUGGCUCAACAGGGAAGACGACGGCAAGACCGCCGUAAAGAUUGCCAACCCCAAGAGCAUCGAGUUCCAGGUCGUGCGCACCACCCUCCUCCCCGGACUGUUGAAGACGAUCCGCGAGAAUCGCUCACACGCGCUGCCGAUCCACAUCUUUGAGGCGAGCGACGUCGUGUUCAAGGACACGUCGCGCGAGCGGCAGGCGCGCAACGAGCGGCACGCGGCCGCGGUGUGGUGCAACAAGACCGCCGGGUUCGAGAUGGUGCAUGGGCUGUUGGACCGCGCGAUGCGGAUGCUGGAGGUGCCGAGGAUCAGCAGCACGGACUUCAAGGCGGAGACGGGGUAUUAUAUAAAGGAGAGCAGUGACCCCGCUUACUUCCCCGGCCGCUGCGCAACUAUCCACUACCGCCCCGCCCCCGUCAAGCACACCAAGCUCUCCGAGCUGAAGGAGGACAUCAAGGCGACACUCCACACCAAGAAGGAUCUCAUCAUCGGCGAGCUCGGCGUCCUGCACCCGAGCGUGCUCGAGAAGUUCGAGAUCGGCUUCCCUUGCUCUGCGGUCGAAUUCAGCCUCGAGCCGUUCAAGAAGCAGAUGCAGAAGAUCUGGACGAACGACGAUUAGCCGCAGGUAGAGAAAGGGUAUGUAGAUGAAAAGUGUAUCAUUUAAACGCGGUUGUAUGUUGUAUGAGUACUGUUGUUGUACAAGCAAGCCGAGUGCAGGCGCUUAUGCUGCCUGACUUGGGUUCUUCGGGCCCUUGAAAUUAUCGAACCUCAAGCCCAUGUUAUUAGCGUCCGCCCCCUCAAUCGGCUCAAAUCCCAACUUCUCAUAAAACGCCCUCGCCGCUGUAUUCCUCGGGUCCAUCCCCAACCACAACCCCUCCAACCCCUCCCCACUCAGAUACUCUACCGCCCUUGCGAUGAGCCUCCUUCCCCAUCCCUGCCCCUGGUACCUGUCCAGG
Schizophyllum commune H4-8 is the source of this 2258-nucleotide messenger RNA. Its product is annotated as phenylalanyl-tRNA synthetase. The record is from RefSeq and is a predicted model, not a curated record. Lineage: Eukaryota; Fungi; Basidiomycota; Agaricomycetes; Agaricales; Schizophyllaceae. Gene Ontology annotation, molecular function: magnesium ion binding; phenylalanine-tRNA ligase activity; ATP binding. Gene Ontology annotation, cellular component: cytoplasm; phenylalanine-tRNA ligase complex. Bases 35 to 1921 code for a protein of 628 amino acids. Gene Ontology annotation, biological process: phenylalanyl-tRNA aminoacylation. The transcript has 10 exons.